Molecule: messenger RNA, 2654 nt
Organism: Acinonyx jubatus (cheetah)
Lineage: Eukaryota; Metazoa; Chordata; Mammalia; Carnivora; Felidae
Gene: GALNT11
Product: polypeptide N-acetylgalactosaminyltransferase 11
Exons: 12
Coding region: 201-2027 (608 amino acids)
Biological process (GO): regulation of Notch signaling pathway
Cellular component (GO): Golgi apparatus
Molecular function (GO): Notch binding
Source: RefSeq, a predicted model, not a curated record
CCACCUUUAUUAAAUUUUCCACUUAGGAAUAAUACCGUAAUUCAUACGUAGAAGAAUUUGUCAAGCCGUCUCUUUUCUGCCGCAGCCCGAUUCUGUUAGUUUGGGUUUCUCCAGAAGCAAAUCCUGCGAUGCAAAUGUAAAUUGGCCUUGUUUCUGUGUGAGGAGAUUGAAGAUGACCCUUCAGCGAUGUUAGGUCUAUAAUGGGAAGUGUCACAGCUCGAUAUUUCUGUUACGGAUGCCUUUUCACAUCUGCGACCUGGACGGUUUUGCUUUUUAUUUAUUUCAACUUCAGUGAAGUGACUCAGCCACUUAAGAAUGUGCCCAUCAAGGGGUCCGGGCCCCAUGGCCCUUUUCCCAAAAAAUUCUAUCCCCGUUUCACUCGAGGCCCAAGUCGAGUGUUAGAGUCACAGUUCAAAGUAAACAGAAUUGAUGACAUGAUAGAUAAUCAUGUUGAAGAUCCAGAAAAAGGCAACACGAAAUUCUCUUCUGAAUUGGGCAUGAUUUUUGAUGAACGUGAUCAGGAGUUGAGAGACUUGGGCUAUCAGAAACACGCCUUCAACAUGCUCAUCAGUAACCGCUUGGGCUACCGCAGAGAUGUGCCCGACACCAGGAACACCGCAUGUAAAGACAAGUCUUACCCCGCGGACCUGCCAGUCGCCAGUGUCGUUAUCUGUUUCUACAAUGAAGCCUUGUCUGCCUUGCUUCGUACGGUGCACAGCGUUCUAGACCGUACGCCAGCCCAGCUCCUUCAUGAAAUCAUCCUUGUGGAUGAUGACAGUGACUUUGAUGAUUUGAAAGGAGAACUAGAAGAAUAUGUCCAAAAAUACCUCCCUGGAAAAAUUAAAGUAAUAAGAAACACAAAGCGUGAGGGACUGAUUCGAGGAAGGAUGGUCGGAGCAGCCCAUGCUACAGGAGAGGUCCUGGUGUUCCUGGACAGCCACUGCGAGGUGAACGUGCUGUGGCUGCAGCCCCUGCUGGCCGCCAUCCGGGAGGACCCGCGGACCGUCGUGUGCCCCGUCAUUGACAUCAUCAGUGCGGACACGCUCGCCUACAGCUCGUCCCCCGUCGUGCGCGGAGGGUUCAACUGGGGGCUGCACUUCAAGUGGGACCUCGUGCCCCUUUCUGAGCUCGGGGGACCGGAAGGAGCCACCGCACCCAUCAGGUCACCGACAAUGGCUGGAGGAUUAUUUGCCAUGAACAGACACUAUUUCAAUGAACUUGGACAGUAUGACAGUGGCAUGGAUAUCUGGGGAGGAGAAAAUUUAGAAAUAUCAUUUCGGAUCUGGAUGUGUGGAGGUAAGCUCUUCAUCAUCCCGUGCUCUAGAGUCGGACACAUUUUCCGAAAAAGGCGACCGUACGGCUCUCCUGAAGGCCGGGACACCAUGACCCACAACUCCUUGCGGCUGGCACACGUCUGGUUGGAUGAAUACAAGGAGCAGUAUUUUUCCUUAAGACCUGACCUGAGGACCAAAAGUUACGGAAACAUCAGUGAGCGUGUUGAACUGAGGAGGAAGUUGGGCUGUAAAUCAUUUAAGUGGUAUUUGGAUAAUAUUUACCCAGAGAUGCAGAUAUCUGGGCCCAAUGCCAAACCCCAACAACCCAUUUUUAUCAACAGAGGGCCAAAACGUCCCAAAGUCCUUCAGCGUGGAAGGCUCUAUCACCUCCAGACCAACAAGUGUCUGGUGGCCCAGGGCCGCCCGAGUCAGAAAGGAGGCCUGGUGGUGCUUAAAGCGUGUGACUACAGUGACCCCGGUCAGGUCUGGAUUUAUAACGAAGAGCACGAGUUGGUUUUAAAUAAUCUCCUUUGCCUGGAUGUGUCAGAAACUCGCUCGUCAGACCCACCCCGACUCAUGAAGUGCCACGGGUCGGGAGGGUCCCAGCAGUGGACCUUUGGGAGGAGUAACCGGCUGUACCAGGUGUCGGUUGGACAGUGUCUGAGAGCAGUCGACCCACUGAGUCACAAAGGCUACGUCGCCAUGGCGAUCUGUGACGGCUCCUCUUCACAGUGGUGGCGUUUGGAAGGUUAAAGUGGCUGCUGUGCCGGAAUAUGGUAAUCCAUCGGCGUCGGCCUCCUCUGUAAGGCGUGAGGCUUGAGAAGUUGCUGGUACAAGAAAAUCCCUGAACUGAUCUCCCAGUUAAGUAGAACCAUUUUUGAGAAGGUGGGACAGCAGAUACACUAGAGACUGGAGCCCAGAGUGGUCAUCAAGGGAGUGAGGAAGUAUGUUUUACCAAGACAUUAACAUCAUUUCUGAGCUGCUAAGGAAUUUCUUGCUUAUGGUGAGAAACUAGAAUACAAUUUUAACUCUAUAAAGGGUCAGGUAUGUACAGAAAGACAAACCCAGGAAAUUGAACAGAAAUGUCAAACUUUUAUUUAUGCUUCUUUUUAAUCCCUUGAAUAAUGGAAUGGCGUUUGUCUGAUCAGGAACUUGUCAUGAUUUCCUUUUUUAGAAGGACUUCAUAGGAAACAGAUUUUUUUUUUACUCCUAUUAUCAUGUCUUAAAAUAAUUUUAAACAGACUGAAUCCACAUUGCUUUUAACUUCAGAAGGCCUCAUUUAUAAGAUUAUAUAUUUAAGAGGCAGUUAACUGUUAUAAAUUAUUUUGAUGAACUAUGGUACUAUCUACAUUUAAAAUAAAGGGUUCUUUUGAUGAUUUA